Molecule: messenger RNA, 579 nt
Organism: Stegodyphus dumicola
Lineage: Eukaryota; Metazoa; Arthropoda; Arachnida; Araneae; Eresidae
Product: zinc finger protein 431-like
Source: RefSeq, a predicted model, not a curated record
CAUAUGCUUAGUCACACAGGAGAGAAACCUCAUGUGUGUGAAGUAUGUAAGGAGUCCUUUAGUCAGAAGUCUCAUCAAAGCAGGCACAUGCUUAUUCACACAGGAGAGAAACCUCAUGUGUGUGAAGUAUGUAAGAAGUCAUUUAAACGGAAGGAUAAAUUAAACGAGCAUAUGCUUAGUCACACAGGAGAGAAACCUCAUGUGUGUGAAGUAUGUAAGAAAUCCUUUAGUCAGAAGUCUACUUUAAACAGCCAUAUGCUUAUUCACACAGGAGAGAUACCUCAUGUGUGUCAAGUAUGUAUGAAGUCAUUUAGUCUAAAGUCUACUUUAAACUCCCAUAUGCUUAUUCACACAGGAGAGAAACCUCAUGUGUGUGAAGUAUGUAAGAAGGCCUUUAGUCAGAAGUCUCAUCUAAGCAGGCAUAUGCUUAUUCACACAGGAGAGAAACCUCAUGUGUGUGAAGUAUGUAAGAAGUCAUUUAAUCGGAAGGAUCAAUUAAACAGCAUAUGCUUAGUCACACAGGAGAGAAACCUCAUGAGAGAUACCUCAUGUGUGUCAAGUAUGUAUGAAGUCAUUUAG